Messenger RNA from Onychostoma macrolepis, 1744 nucleotides. RefSeq lists its product as uncharacterized. Gene Ontology annotation, molecular function: ubiquitin-protein transferase activity. The transcript is spliced from 9 exons. The record is from RefSeq and is a predicted model, not a curated record. Lineage: Eukaryota; Metazoa; Chordata; Actinopteri; Cypriniformes; Cyprinidae. The coding region runs from base 320 to 1492 and encodes 390 amino acids.
AAUUUUUUUCUUUGUGCACUUCAAAAACUUUUCAUCACGAAACCACAAAUAUUGCUCUCUUUUCUGCCGUGUUUUUUUGCGGGUCUAAAACUUUUGUUUGCGAGUUGAAAAGUUUUGCUUGCGAGUGAAGCUGUGUCUCAGUGGGCGGUCUCUACGCACCAGGAUGAAAGGCCUAUUUCUAUUGGCCAUUCUCGAUUGAAGUGACAGGUUGACCACGCCCACUACGCUUUCCCGCCACUGCCGCCAGUCUGACAGAAGAGCGAGCUUCUAGCAGCAAUGGCCAGCAACCGCUCGUUUACUGGACUGCAAACAAGCCGAGAUGCUCCAAACUGCGCUCCGCACUUCAUUGACGAGAGAGGCGGGAGAAAUAAUGAGUGAGGAGGAUGUGAUUCGUCAUGCAGCAGCACAGAUAGACACUACAAAAAUAUUCAAUGUUUGCGUAUCACGAGAUAACAUUGUAGAGAGAGGCCUGAAGCUGUGGAAACGGCAAAAAACAGGAAGCCCAGUCAAUCCUUUGAAAAUCACCUUUCUUGGAGAGCCAGGAGUUGACACAGGGGCACUGAGGAAAGAAUUUCUGUCCACAAUGGUUGCCGGCAUUGAAAAACGUGUCUUUGAAGGUGAUGCGAAGAAAGGAAAAAUGCCUAAGUACUCCCUUAAUGAUCUAGAUAAUGAGCUGUUCAAAGUUGCAGGUGAAAUAUUUGCUGUGAGCAUUGCCCAAGGAGGACCGGCACCGAGGUUUAUGCAAGAAUGGUGUUACGAAUACCUUGUUUCUGGUAACAUUAAAAGGGAUGGUGUGCAUGACACAGAGAUAUCACCACUAAUCAAAAUGAUUGAAGAUGCAUCUGACCUGUCCAACUACACAAACGAAAUCCUGGACUGUGGCUACACUGGACCAGUCAAUGUUGACCACAAGGAAAGCAUAUUAAGAGCUCUUGCUCUACAUAUUACAACAAAACGCAUCCCAAUGCUGCAACAACUGCGCGAGGGCCUUGAGAUAUAUGAUCUUAUUAAAGUCAUGCAGAGAAAGCCACAUGAGUGUCACGAUCUCUUCGUCAUAGGAUAUGAUGACAAAGUUGAUGCCCAUUACAUUUUAUCCCACCUGGCCCCAGAGAUGAGCCCAAGUGGUUCGAUUAAACAAGUGAAAGAGUCAAAAAUCAUGGAAUUCUUUCAAGAUUUCCUACUUGAGCUUGAAGACACACAACCAGAAGAUGGGGCAGCAGGAGAAACCUUGUCUGUACCGAAGAUAAUGCAGUGGAUGACUGGGCAAGCUCACAGGCAUCUGCUUGUAUCAGAAAGGGAGAAAUUUAAGAUAGUUAUUAAAUUUGAGCACUGCUGUCUACAGCACAUGCCUAACCACACUGUGUGCUACCCAAUUGUUAGUGCUUGUACCAAUACCAUAACAUUUCCUGUAGUCCAUAUGGUAGAUUAUGAGUCUUUCAAAACACUCUUGCAAACUGCUGUUACAUAUGGAGCAAGCUUUGACAGAGUGUAGCAAAUCUGCUGAAAUUGUGUACUGUAGAAACCUGCAGUUUCAUUGAUUCAUGUUUAUCAAAGCAUUAUUUACAAUGUUCACUCUUUGGAAUGUUUUUAAAUGCAUGCAAGGCAAAAUGAUAAUGUAUUUGGUGUACAUUACCAAAAAAAAAAACAGACAAUUUAUUGUGGAAAAACAAGUUCCUUUAUAGUGUAACAAUGUCUUUUCAUGUUUUUUAAUUGAAGGCACAACAUGUAUUAGUUCAGUUACCUU